Molecule: messenger RNA, 3777 nt
Organism: Aureobasidium musti
Lineage: Eukaryota; Fungi; Ascomycota; Dothideomycetes; Dothideales; Saccotheciaceae
Source: the annotation of a GenBank genome assembly
AUGGAGAAACUCAAGACAUUACUUAUUGCUAAUAGAGGUGAAAUUGCCGUAUGUCCACUUUAUCUAUCCCCACCAUCCCACCAGGCUUGGCGAGGAGACAUAGAGCUAUUACCUAACGUGAACACCUCUUCUAGGNUCCGCAUCACUAGGACAGCGAAAGCUCUCGGUAUCCGUACCAUCUCAAUCUACUCGGCAGCAGACGCAGCUUCAGCUCACGUCACGGCCGCCGAUGAGGCUGUUUUGCUCUCUGGCAAUGACUCAAGCGUAUACACUGAUGGCGAGAACAUCAUCACUAUAGCAAAGCAGAAAGGCGUCGAUGCAAUUAUCCCCGGAUAUGGCUUUCUGUCUGAGAAUGCCGAGUUUGCUAGACAGGUCGCAGAUGCUGGGAUUGCCUGGGUAGGUCCAAGUCCAGAAGCAAUCGAAGCAUUCGGCGUCAAGCACGUAGCACGAGAUCUGGCUGAGAAUGCUGGUGUGCCAAUCGUACCUGGCACCAAAGGUCUUGUGGAGAGUGCUGAAGACGCUGUCCAAGCAUCUGAAAAGCUCGGGUUUCCCGUGAUGUUGAAGGCCACGGGCGGUGGCGGUGGUAUGGGUCUGGUGACCUGUUACAAUGUCGACGAAGUUCGCUCCGGCUUCGAUAAAGUGCAGUCUCGAGGCAAGACGCUUUUCAAAAACUCUGGCUUGUUCAUCGAGAAGUACUAUGCAGCCUCUCGACACAUUGAAGUUCAGGUUUUUGGUAACGGCCAAGGGUCAGCGAUUCACUUCGGCGAAAGAGAGUGUUCCAUCCAGCGUCGUCACCAGAAAGUCAUCGAAGAAUGUCCCAGCCCGUUUGUCGAGAAACAUUCUGGUUUGAGAGAGAAGCUAGGCAAUGCGGCCGUCAGUCUUGCAGAAUCGAUCAAAUAUGGCUCUGCUGGCACCGUGGAGUACCUAGUCGAUGACGAAUCUGGAGACUACUUCUUCUUGGAGAUGAACACUAGACUACAGGUGGAGCAUGGCAUCACCGAACUCUGCUAUGGUGUUGAUCUGGUAGAGCUCAUGCUCCAACAGGCUGACGCUCAACUCAAGGGUCAUGGUGGACUAGAAGCAGAACGCUUGAAGCAGAUGCAGCCCUCGUCGCCAAAGGGCUCCGCUAUUGAAGCUAGAGUCUACGCGGAAAACCCACUGCGUGACUUUGCACCUUCUCCUGGUCUUCUGCAGUCUGUGUCUUGGCCAGAACAACAGAACGACCGGAUACGCAUUGAUACCUGGGUAUUCACAGGAGCUACAAUCACACCGAACUACGAUCCGUUGAUAGCCAAAGUCAUGUUCCACGGCCCAUCCAGAAACGAGGCUGUCGAAGGCAUGCAAGGACUUCUUUCUUCAUCUAAGAUCUGUGGUCCUCCGACCAAUCUCGACUUCCUCGAGGAAAUCGUACGUGACGAUAGGUUCAAGGCUGGAAACACAUUGACGAACUUUUUGGACACGUUCGACUUCCGUCCCGCUGCCAUUGAUGUCAUAUCAGCAGGUGCCUACACCCUCAUACAAGAUCUUCCCGCCAGGCCAAACGUAGGCAAAGGAAUUCCUCAUUCUGGUGCGAUGGAUUCGAUUGCUUUCUCACUUGCGAACAUCCUUGCUGGAAACAACACAACUACGGAAGCUCUGGAGAUAACCUUAAGCGGUCCAGAAUUACAUUUCGUACGUCCGGCAGUGGUCGCCUUGACGGGUGCUCCGAUGGAUGCUGAACUGGAUGGACAACCAUUCUCGAUGUGGCAGCGAUACCACAUCAAAGCAGGACAAAAACUCAAAAUCGGGAAGACAACAGGCUCUGGUUGUAGGGCUUAUCUUGCAGUAUAUGGAGGCUUCCCUACGGUGGCCAAGUACUUUGGAUCGAAGUCGACCUCUCCGAUUGUGGCGAUUGGUGGUUAUCAAGGACGUCAGCUCGCGCCUGGAGACCUACUUGCUAUCGUCGAUGAUAUUCCUGAAUCUAUCUCGAGUUCGAGUGUCAGCUUACCAGAAAACCUCGUGCCUGUCUACACCAGUGAGUGGGAGAUUAUGGCCAUGGUAGGGCCACACGACGUUGGAUACCUCCUUCCCGAGGACAUCGAUAUGAUAUACACGACCACCUGGAAAGUCUCACACAACGCCAGUCGCAGUGCUAUCAGAUUGGUUGGACCUGUACCCAAGUGGGCCCGUAAGGACGGCGGCGAGGGUGGCGCUCAUCCUUCAAAUUUGGUCGAGUACGGAUAUCCUAUCGGUGCGUUGAACUGGACGGGAGAUGACCCAUGUCUCUUCCCAGUAGACUGUCCGAACUUUGGUGGCUUUGUCUCCAGCACGACCGUCAUUCGAGCGGAAUGGUGGAAACUGGGCCAGCUGAAGUCAGGAGACACUUUAAAGUACAAAAGGGUGUCCUUGGAAGAAGCACUGUCGCUGCGGAAGCAGAAUGACCAGUUCCUUGCAUCAAUCGAGAAUGUUGUGAAAAACUCUAACGGCUUCGAAAACAUCAAGCCUCUUAGCUCUACCUUCAGUCCUUCAGGCAACUUCGGCAAAGCUGUUAUCUGGGAGAGGUCUCAGCAAGGUCACCAACCUCAGGUCAGGUACCGCCAAGGUGGUGACGACCAUAUUAUUGUCGAGUAUGGCAACGAAGAAUUCGACUUGAACCAUCGCUGCAGAACGACAGCGCUUGAAAAAGCCAUUCGAUCGUCAAACUCCGAGUGGCUGAACAACACGGUAUCCUGCUGUACGAGUGUCACACUCUUCUACAAUGGUCUGAAGAUCGAAAGACAGAAGUUGGUAGCACAUCUCCAAAAUCUGGAGGNNGACGAGUUGGGUGAUCUUAGCUCCGUCAAAGUACCUUGCCGAAAAUUUCGCCUCCCACUUUCGUUCGAAUCGAAAACGCAAGAGGAAGCAACGAAGAGAUACAUGGAAACGCAGCGACCACAUGCGCCGUACCUUCCUAGCAAUUUCGAUUUCGUCGCCAAGAACAACGCUUUCACAUCAGACCAACUAAGAGACAUCUUUCUCACUGGCCAAUUCAUGGCUGUCGUGGUGGGUUUCUAUGCAGGUAACACGGUAUCCUUACCAGUCGAUCCUCGUCAGCGAAUGUCCUGUCCCAAAGCAAACCCUAGUCGAGUGUUCACACCAGAAGGCACCGUCAGCUGGGGCGGAUCCUGCAUGUCAAUCUAUCCCGUCGAUAGUCCAGGUGGCUACCAAAUGACUGGUCGCACAAUUCCCAUCUUCGAUGCACUCGGUUGGAAGAACGGUUUCUCUCCUUCACGUCCCUAUCUGUUCCAAGACUUCGAUAUCUUAACUUACUAUCAAGUCAGUGAGGNNGAAGAGCUAGAUACAUUGCUUGCAGACUUCCGCAGUGGGAGAUACAAAUUCGAAUGGGAGGAUAUCGAGUUUGACAUGGCCGAACACAACAAGUUGUUGGCGGACACGGCCAAGGAAGUCGAGCGCGUUCGUGCCGAACAAGCAAUCGCUCAAGCCGAGAUGACGAAAGCAGAGAAUGAGAGCUUGGCCAAAUGGCGAGAGGAGAAGGCGAAGAACAAAGUCGACGACAGCACAAUUGAGUCCAUGCUGGCUGACUCACCUGUCGCUGCGAACGUCUGGAAAAUCAUGGUGGAGGAGAAGCAGACCAUCAGCCCGAAACAAAACAUAGCCAUUCUCGAGGCAACGAAGUUGGAAAUUGCAGUGAAUGCUCCUGCAGAUCAGAAAGCUGCAAGUGUCGAGAGGUUGCUGGUUGCUCCUGGCGAAACUGUAAACGCAGGUGCACAUAUUGCGUUGCUGAAGUUCGAGGAUUAA